Messenger RNA from Lasiosphaeria miniovina, 2588 nucleotides. Its product is annotated as P-loop containing nucleoside triphosphate hydrolase protein. The record is from RefSeq and is a predicted model, not a curated record. Lineage: Eukaryota; Fungi; Ascomycota; Sordariomycetes; Sordariales; Lasiosphaeriaceae. The transcript is spliced from 8 exons. Gene Ontology annotation, biological process: DNA recombination. Bases 37 to 2517 code for a protein of 826 amino acids. Gene Ontology annotation, molecular function: helicase activity; nucleic acid binding; ATP binding.
UGUCGACGUUAUUCACAAAGUUUUAUACGCACUUUCAUGAUGUCACACAGUGUGGAAAUUUAUGCCAUGGGGCCCCUGCCUGGGCACCUGACCGCGGGAGCUACCUCCGAAAUUCGCGCCCUAAAUUUCAUUGGCCUUGGCUUGACGCGUUUGUUUCACCGCGUUCUUCAUUGCCACGCCUCUGCAAAUAUCGCCUGCAAUAGUGCAGCCUGGAAGCUACCGACUGCCCCGCAAAUCCUGUACUUCGGUCUGCAUUGUACCAUGUCUGCGAAAGGGAAUGAGCCCGACGAGCUUGGGGACAGCGCAUUCGACGACUCUGACGGGUUCGGCGAUGAUGCGUUUGACGGCGUCGACGAGGCUGGUCUCAAGGAGCUCGAGCGGCUCGAGCACCCUUCGAAACGGAUCAAGCUCUCCAGAGAAACCGAGCCGCCCGAUUCGCAAGACAGAGCCCAUCUUACACUUGCAGAGCGUCUUCUGUCUGAAAAUUUUGGCCACAAGGCAUUCAGACACGAGCAGGCAGGGGCCAUCCAGAAAAUCCUUGCAGGGCAGAACACGCUUGUGAUCUUCCCGACCGGCGCUGGAAAGUCGUUGUGCUACCAAAUCCCAGCCAUUGCGUUCCCAGAGCUGGAUGAAACCUCGGGACUGAGAGAACCGGAAAACGCGGGCGUCACCAUCGUCGUGUCGCCCCUAAUUGCAUUAAUGAAGGACCAAGUUGAUGCCAUCAGAAAGCGCGGGAUAGCGGCCGACAGCAUCGACUCGACCAAGUCAUGGGACGAUGUCAAAUUGAUCCAUGACAGUCUGCGCAAGUCCCUCCUCAGGAUAUUGUAUUGCGCACCCGAGAGGCUGAACAACGAGGGUUUCAUCGAGAGUGUGAAGAACAUUCCCGGCGGCAUCCGCUUACUGGCAGUUGACGAGGCUCACUGCAUUUCAGAGUGGGGACACUCAUUUAGGCCGGACUAUCUCAAAGUGGCCCGUUUUGUUGAAGAAGUCAAGGCUGAGCGCGUCAUCUGUCUGACGGCUACUGCCACGCCCAAAGUUGCACAGGACGUUUGCAAGGCGUUCAAGAUCAGUCCAUCGUGUGUCUUUCAGACAUCCCCAUACAGGCCGAAUCUUGAGCUGAAUGCCAAGACAGUUGCCAGUUCAGCAAGUGACGCAGAAUCCAUUCUGGACGUCAUGUUUGGGAAAACGAAGACGGAAUGCGAUGCAAGGUUCGCAGAGUUGUUCAAGUUUCUGCGCGCCAAUCCGGGUCCGACGCUAGUCUACGUUGCUUUACAGCAGCAGGCCGAGAACCAUGCGGAAGCUCUCAAAAAGGCGGGCUUUAACGCUGCAGCUUUUCAUGCGGGCAUGAAGACAGAGGUGAAACAGAAAAUCCAGGACGAUUUUAUGGACUCGAAGAUUCAAAUUGUCUGCGCCACAAUUGCUUUCGGCAUGGGUAUCGACAAGGCAGACAUACGCAAUGUCGUGCAUUGGGAUCUCUCAAACACGGUCGAGGAGUAUAGCCAGCAGAUUGGCCGCGCGGGAAGAGAUGGCCUGAGGAGUCGCUGCAUGUUCUAUCUCUCUCCCAGCGCCUUUUACCUCCGCGAAGUCUUCGCGCGCAGAGACCUCCCCUCUCGCCAAUCCCUCAGAGGGCUUCUUGUUGACAUAUUCAACAUUGGUAGUGACUUCUCUGUGGGCCAAGCCUUCAAGGUGAGCCACUACAGACAGGGCAGGGAGUUCGACAUUGGCGCCAGUCCGCUGGCUAUUAUCUAUGCCACCCUGGAACUCCAUUUUGAUCUGUUCCGGGCUGUUACCCCGGAGUAUUCUUCGUACAAGUUUGAGGCCAUGAAGUCCUACUUCCCGGUGAUCAAGAAAGACCCAAGCCCUGAAGCCAAGGCCAUUUUCUCAGGCGCCAAGAGAAAGGUCAAAUACCACGACAUCGAUGUCAACGCGGUAGCCAGGUCAUCCGACCUUGGACGGAUGGACAUCGUCAAGAAGCUCAACUUCUUGAGUGACUCUGGGCACAUCAAAUUGCAGGUUGCUGGGAUCGAGCAACGCUAUUUGAUCCAGAAAAAGCUCCCCCAAACUGACGCAGAAAUUGACGCCGUGCUCGACAAGCUGUACACGGACAUGGAAACACGGGAGAAAGACGCUCUCGAGCGGAGCCGAGAGGUCAUGGCUCUGAUCACGGGGCGCAAAUGUUUUGCUCUGGCGCUGGCGCAGCACUUUGGCAUGGGGCUGCCCAACGGCAAAUCAAAGUGUGGUCACUGCACCUUCUGCCUCACUGGGGUCCCGGUCAUGGCGCCCCCUCGGGCAAUAACCCGUACGACGGCGGCGGCCAUCCAAGGCGUGCUCAAAGCCACGGAUGUGCGCGACGACCCGCGGUUCCUGACGCGCGUCGCGUUUGGCAUCUCGAGCCCCCGAGUAUCGCAGCUGGGGUUGAUGCGAUUGUCUGCCUUCCGGUCGCUUGCUCAUCACGAUUUCGAGGCUCUUCUAAGAGAGUUUACAAAGGCGUGCGAUGCAGAUAACCGCAAACUAUGAGAUUAUCGCAACUUUGUGAUCUCAGAUGUCGGGAGUAUUGGCGUAUUGGACUUGGCUUGUUUGGCGACGAC